AUGGCCAGGAAACAUCAACGUGCACAUCGGGGACCGGAGCUUUGGACACAGAAGGAGGAGGAGAAGGAGGAAGACGACCAUCUUUUACACAUGAACCCGAGUCUCAUGACGGAGCGGCAACAAAUGACGUUUUUAUUACGAACAACAGCUCGCGAGGGAUUGAAAGUCGUGAAUUUGAACGAUACAAGCUCGGAAGACAAAGCCGUGACGUCGCCACGUCAAGUAAACGAGCCUAAAAGGAUACAACACGAGCAGCAGAAAGCAACUACUACGCUGAUUCAUCGAAACCGUGGACGUCCGAUAAAAAACAAGAAGAAGAAGAAGCUAAACGUUGCAGACAUGAAGCGACGAGUUGUGACGACGCAAAAGAGACACAAGGCAAGAAGUGAUAAGAAGGUGGCAAUGAGACCCAGUUUCUCCACUUUACAAUUGGAUGGAGUGCAGUCCUUGGGACACAGAGCACCGCAAUGUGCACUGUGUUGUGACUAUGAUACGGCGCACGAAGCGUCGUUCUCGGACGUGCUGUUCUUAUGCCCUACGUGCGACCGGAAAUAUCCAACGCAGCAGGCGCUAGGUCGACGGACGUGCAUGAUCUGA
This is a messenger RNA of Peronospora farinosa, 597 nucleotides long. Lineage: Eukaryota; Oomycota; Peronosporomycetes; Peronosporales; Peronosporaceae. The record is from the annotation of a GenBank genome assembly.